Molecule: messenger RNA, 1742 nt
Organism: Saprolegnia diclina VS20
Lineage: Eukaryota; Oomycota; Saprolegniomycetes; Saprolegniales; Saprolegniaceae
Exons: 4
Coding region: 17-1699 (560 amino acids)
Source: RefSeq, a predicted model, not a curated record
CUAUAUUUGAACGGCGAUGCUAUCAAGCAAAGUCGCCGCCCUUUCUGCGGCCGAGCGGCCGUCGUAUGUCGUGCGCCGGGACAGACCCAGCCACGUCGUGCGAUUCAUUCUCGUUCUCAACCUCCUCUCCAUGUCCCUCAAGGCGUACAUCUCGGAAGCCUUUCCAUGGUCCCCGCUGCCCUUCCCCACGACCGUCUUUGCCAACUUUUCGGACUUCAACACGUCGACACUCGCCGAGAGUCAACGUCGGUACAAUCGAAGGACGCUGCCGACCCUCAACACGUACACGUUUGAUUCGAUGCAAAACAGCCACGUGCUCCGCCACGUCUUCGCUCGGACACGAACGAUCCCAGAGACCGACUGCACGACCGACGCCAUAGCUGGCAUUCCCGGGGCCAUGUACAUUGGCUCCUCUGCCCGAUCCGUCAUCUGCCAGUGCGCCGCAUCGGCCAAUAUGACUCAAUGGCAUCUUCGUGGCGGGUGCUACUACGACAAGCAGCUCUCGCAGCUCAACGGCCACACGUGCGUGUGGGUGACGGCCGGCGAUGACAUUAUCGGCACGGAUGCCAAUGAGACGAUCACCAUCACCCACGUGUACACGCCGAUGGUGCUCUCGCCAACGUUUGUGUGGCUCAAGUUUUUGUACCGUCUCAGUAUCACGGGCGUGGUCGGCUACCUUCUCCAUACAAACUACAACGUUCACGUACGGGAGCUGGAGCGUGCGCUGCGGCGGUAUGGGCACCGACGUGACAUCUCGGGCGACUGGUCGUACACGAUUGUGAUUGGCGACCCGACUGUCCUUGUUCUGGCACACCCGCUGGUGACGCUUGGAUUUGUCUUGGACGUCUGGCUGAGCACGGACAAUGUCGGGAUCGCCACAUUGCGUGCGUCGCAGCUCAACGACCCGCUGCUCAUGUUCCAGACCACGCUCUACUUGUCUCGACUGGUCUGGUUUGCGUACGCCGCAUUGAGCCUUGUCAAUAUGCAGCUCAAGCGCUGCCAUGUCGAACACCGCUUCAAGGCCGUGGACCCCACUAUCGUGGCAAUAGCGGUCACAAUCUACAGCUUUGUGCUGUCGUGGGCCGGCCAGAACGUACCAUUGCUCGUUGCGCUCUUCCAGUGGCUCUACCGCCUCCCGGUGCCGGCGUCACGCCAAAAUGAAGAGCUGGAGCUUAUCCUGAGCUGCAGUGUCUUUACGUUCAUGAUCACGAUCGGUCCAGUCACCUACGGCUUCUUUGCCAUGUGCUUGGAGCGUGUACUCCCCCCACACCCGGGGAUUUCAUACCACUCGCAGAGCUACACCAAUAUAAAGAACCGGGUGCUGUACGCGCUACUCCACCACGGUGGCUGCUCGAAACGAAACGAACCCGCGCGACUCUCCCUUGGUGGCACCGUACACGAAGCUUUGACCCAGCACCCCCGUGACAAGCGCUGCGUCACCAUGAGCUGGCGCGCGACCGACUGCUUCGUCUUGUGCUACAGCGAGGAUAGGGUUCUCGAUACGACAUUGCGUCUGAGUUUGGUCGCGAGUGUCGAUCCACCUCGUCGCGCCGCACGUGGUGUCACGCCCGAAAAAACCUCGGAGCCCUCUGUCUAUGUCGUGAGUCAGUUGGCACAGCACCCGGGCCCAUGGGGCAGUGAUACGAGUCCGUACUCUUUCGUGCACCCGGCCACGGGGCCGACCGCAUGGUGCCUCUAGCGUUUUCAUUGUAGUAACGACGAAUCACUGCAUUCUCAGAGCU